Anopheles bellator is the source of this 1128-nucleotide messenger RNA. RefSeq lists its product as uncharacterized. NCBI's taxonomy places the organism in Eukaryota, Metazoa, Arthropoda, Insecta, Diptera, Culicidae. The transcript is spliced from 2 exons. Bases 173 to 1036 code for a protein of 287 amino acids. The record is from RefSeq and is a predicted model, not a curated record. Gene Ontology annotation, biological process: L-proline biosynthetic process. Gene Ontology annotation, molecular function: pyrroline-5-carboxylate reductase activity.
UGCAUCUUGGCAGUAGCUGCACAGAUUAGAUAACGAGACACGAGUGCAUUUGUUUACGAACGACUGAAGUACUCUUUUAUUUACUCUUCGCAUACGAUACGCGCGUGCAGCGUCGUGGGUGAAUCGAACAUUAUCUUUGAGCUUCGUGCCGCAGACUGCGUAAAGCCCGAGAAUGUCCGAUGUGACUAAUCUCGCCGGUGUCCAGGUCGGAUUUAUAGGUGGUGGAAAUAUGGCACAUGCCAUUGCAUCUGGAUUGCUGAGCAAAGGCGUCCUGCAGCCGGACCAAAUUCAUGUAACGGCCACGAAGCUGCAGAACUUAAAAGAACGCUGGUCGCCACUCGGUGUGACGCAUUUGGGUACUGAUAAUGUGGAGCUACUGAAACAUUCGAGCAUCGUUUUUCUCUGUAUUAAACCUCAAGUUCUUCCUUCGCUAACGGAAGAUCUUAACCAUGCACAUGUGACGGGCUCGCUUCCAAACUGCCAGGAUAAACUGUUCGUUUCUAUACUUGCCGGUGUGACACUGGAACGUCUGCGAGGCGCACUUUACAAAACAACAAUGGCAACCUUCGUGCGCACCAUGCCCAAUACGCCGAUGCAGGUUGGUCUCGGCUGCACCGUUUACUGUGCCGAAGCCAAUCGCUCUUCAAGGGUUGAGCCGCUGUACGAAGCUCUGAAAAGUAUGCUCGGUUCCCUCGGAGUUGCGUUCGAGGUGCAGGAGAGCCAGAUGAAUGCCGUCACUGGAUUGGCUGGAUGCGGACCGGCGUAUGUGUACCAGUUUAUCGAGGCCCUUGCCGAUGGUGGCGUGAAGCAGGGAAUUCCCCGCGCCAUGGCACUACAGCUGGCAGCUAACACCGUCAUGGGUGCGGCCAAGAUGGUACUCGCUACAGGCAAACAUCCGGCGGUGCUGAAGGAUGAAGUUUGCUCCCCGGGCGGUGCCACCAUUCACGGUGUACAUGCUCUCGAGCAAGGAUCGAUGCGCGGCACGGUGAUAAAUGCGGUCGAAAUGGCCACUAAACGUUCGUCCGAACUUUCGUAAUCGUAAGCAUGAAGACAUAGGAUCUGCGUGAUCGUUAAAUAUGCGUGGCCAUUAUAGUUGUGUCGUUCGACAAUAAACACAUUCGUCAUUGA